AUGCAAAGCAGCAAUUGCACAGAUGUGUUGAGUGAGCUUAAAGAUGCGGUUCAAAAUGUUCGAACGGGACUAAGAAAAGUACUGGAUAUUGCUCCAAAUCGGACCUUAUAUCAAAUAUUACUUGAUUCAACUAAAAACCCCCUUCUUCAGAGUAUUUUGAGUAUUCCAGAUGAAUCUCAUUUGACUCAAAAUGAUAUUAUCUUUGCAAUUGAAUUAAAGGAAAUGUAUGAUACUGGAAGGCUGGAAAUCUUGGAAUAUCUCAUAAAAGGAGAUAUUGAACAGAUUAAAACGUGUAACGGAAAUACCAAACAGGAAACUUUCGAAAAUAAUAGCCCAAACGAUAGUUCAUCUAAGUUUCAUGAAGACAAUAUCCCUAAUUAUAAGGAAAAACUUGAAACAUGUGAUGGUACUGAAAUAUUUAUUGAGGAAGUUGGUAAAGACAAAGUAAGGAAUUCAAAUAGUUUUGAGAGUACGCCAGAUAACAUUUCUUCAUCGAAUUGUAGGAAAGAUGAAACCCGCUCAGCGGUUGAUCAACGAGAUGCAGAGACCGAAAAAGAGGUGAAUUCCAAUGCGAAAGAACCGGACUCUUACAUCAGUGAAUUAUUUACAUCGGACGUAAUGAGAAGUGAGAUGUACGUGCCAGAGGAACUAGUUUAUAAACGAGAUAGAAAGUGGGGCCUUUUGAAACAAGAAGAAUUGCCACAAGCUCCUAGUAUUGAAGAUCCGGAACUUCUGAGAAAGGUUUUCAGUCAUCAGUCAAUAGUCAAUUAUUUGAAUAUUUCGCCUGAGUUCAAGGUCCAAUUACAUAACGAGAGAUUGGAAUUCUUAGGUGAUGCAUUAUUACAAUUCAUCACGUCAAUGAUUAUCUAUGAAAGGUUUCCCAAUUUUAGUGAAGGUCAAUUAUCGAUACUACGGAGCACUAUCGUGUCUAACUCCAGUUUACUUAAAUGGUCACAAAUGUAUGGCUUUGAUAAACAACUACGUAAGAAUCUUAUCGAUUCUUCCAUCUUAGCAGGUAAUAAUAAAUUAUAUGCCGAUGUUUUUGAGGCUUACCUUGGCGGUAUUGCUGAACAGUAUAUGAUGGAAACCAGCGAAGGGGAAACCAAUGUGAACGACUUUAUGAAAGGAUGGUUUGAAGUCAAAUCAUGGAUUGAAGAGUUAUCCGAAAAUCAUAUACGUGGGUUUGAUCCAAGUAUUGUUUUCAAAAUGCAGUAUUCCAAAUCUAGCAAGCAAGAUCUGAGGUUAUUACUUGGCCAGAAUAACAACCCCGAUUAUAUCAGAGUAAACCUGAGCAAUAAGAGAAUCUUGUCUUGUAUAAAGGUGAAUAAUAAAGUGUACGGAUAUGGUAUUGGUACUAGCAACAAAGAAGCCGAUGCAAGGGCAGCCGUUGAUGCAAUAUCCAACCCAGAAAUUAGGAAGAUUUGUCCAGAAGAUAUAUGGAAUAGAUUUGAAAGCAACGUAGGUCUAAAUGAGAAAGGAGGAUUGAAAUUGAGACAAUACCCUACGAAGGUGACCUCACAUGAGCUGCAAAUCCUGAAGAAGGAAAUCGCCAUUAAGUUUAAGAAUGGCGAUAUCAAGCUGCUUGCCUCUGAGAAUAAUCCAAACAGUUUAUUAAUAACCAAUCAAGAUAGAAUGGAGGUGGCUGAAAAAAGGGACAGUAUACUCUCAAUAGAUAAUACAGAGGGUGAAUCAGAAACCAGUCAAAUUGAGGAGAGUAAAGAAGUAUUUGAACAUUCUCGUAAUCGACCUACUCUUGCGGAUGACUGUAUGGAGCAGAAGAAGAGGGUGAAAGAGAAGGUAAGUGCCAGACAGAAAAAGGAAAAGCAAAGAAAACCACAAAUAGAGAUGGUGAAGGAGCAAGAGAUAAAGAAUUUCAAGGAGAGCACACAGUACUAUUCGAAGGAAUACACUUUAGGUCGAGGUGGUGUUUUUGGGUCUGAAAGUGCCAAGGUUCGUAAGGGUAAACAGAAGAAGCGUCGUGGGAUUUGUAGAAAUGCGGCCUUUGAAGUGGUGGAUAAUGACAAUAAUGAUGGACGUUCUGACACGUUCAUCAUUGAAUGUCAUGAGGUCUACGAGAGUUGCGAUGAGAUAGACGUGGAGAGUAAGAACCGGAUAUAUGCUGCCUAUGAUAGACGGGGGUCCAAUCCCAACUUCCGGAUUUAUAGAACGACAAACGAUGAGUACCUAAGCGAGCUAUGGUUUGGUAGUUUACAGAUAGUCUCCUAUGGUCUUGACAAAAACAAGAAAAAAGCUUCUCAAAAGGCAGCAAUGCUAGCAUGUAAACGUGAGGACUAUUAUGGUUUAGAUGAUAGCAAUGAAAAUGAUCCAUAA
This is a messenger RNA of Pichia kudriavzevii, 2331 nucleotides long. RefSeq lists its product as uncharacterized. Bases 1 to 2331 code for a protein of 776 amino acids. Gene Ontology annotation, biological process: regulation of gene expression; rRNA processing; primary miRNA processing. The record is from RefSeq and is a predicted model, not a curated record. Gene Ontology annotation, cellular component: nucleus. Lineage: Eukaryota; Fungi; Ascomycota; Pichiomycetes; Pichiales; Pichiaceae. Gene Ontology annotation, molecular function: double-stranded RNA binding; ribonuclease III activity. The transcript has a single exon.